Messenger RNA from Penicillium coprophilum, 831 nucleotides. RefSeq lists its product as uncharacterized. The record is from RefSeq and is a predicted model, not a curated record. Bases 1 to 831 code for a protein of 276 amino acids. NCBI's taxonomy places the organism in Eukaryota, Fungi, Ascomycota, Eurotiomycetes, Eurotiales, Aspergillaceae. The transcript has 4 exons.
AUGGCCGAUUCGAACAACAACGGUGGUCGCAGGCCGACUUACCCUGCCGGAACGAUCGCUAAAGUGGCCACCGACAUCCUCAACGAAACAUUCCAGAACAUCAUCCAUGACCUUGUCGCCAAAGUUCACCGCGAAGAGAAGGUGGCGCGCAUGCGGUCUGCAGUGGUUCUUGCCCGACAGAAGGCGGAGGAAGACGCAAUUAUGCCGGAGGAGGCCCCCAGUAAAACCUCGACCGAUACAAAGAGAGAAAUCAUACUCGAUACCAAGAAGCUUGCGGGUAUGCGCAUGGAGACGGAUGCAGCCGUUUUCAACCGCGGAAGGGUCUUCCUCAAAGGAAAUCCGAUGAAAACCGUGAAAGAGCACGCUCAUGUACCCGACCACUGGGGCUCGUUCUUGCCCCCUCCUGAUCCUGACGUUGAAUAUUGCACAAAUGUGCCCAUGAUCGACCUUCCCGGCCAUGACGUCCAUGGAAAGCUCUUUGCAGUCACACCAAACCCUAAGAAGAAGAAGGGUGACCGUGACAGUACCAUUCCCGAAAUCCCAACUACCAAGUGCCCUCUUUGUCCACGCUAUUUUGUCAUGACUCGUCUCGCCCAGCACCUUGAACGCUGCGUCUGUGAGGGCGGACCUAGCAGUGGCAAUAGCCCCAGCUCAUCAACACACAAGCGCUCUUACGCAGACGACGACGAAGAAAGUCCCAGCCCCACCAAGAAGAAGAAGCUGAAUGGACCCAAGAAGGGCUCCACCGCAAAGCCUGGGCCAAGUAAGCUCAAGCAAUCAUUUACGGUUGAGGACAACGACGACGACAUCAAGAGCGAGAACGCCGACUAA